AUGUCCACCCCUAGGAGGCUCACGUCCACCUUCUCCUGCCUCUCCCUGGCCACCCUGGUCGGCUUGGCCUCGGUACACGGCCAAGGAACCCCACCGUCACUUGCACCCUUAGAGCAGUCCCAGUGGACAGACGCCCAGUCCAUCGCCGUGACCAGUCCAGCGAUGGCCUCGUCCUCUCCUCCUCCUCCGUCUUCCUCCUCCUCCUUCUCGGCGUCCCCACCGGGACCCAGAGCUGGCGGGAGGCCGCCCCCGUGCCUGGCGCAGAGCGGCGUGGGCCGCGUCUUCAAGCGCGUCAACGCGGCCGUGUCGAGCGUCGUCUUCCUCGUGGGGAGCGUCGGCAACGCGGCGCUGCUGCUCGUUGUCUACGGGGACAAGUCGAUGAUGCGCGACGGGAGCAGCGUCCUCAUCGCCAGCCUCGCUCUGGGAGACCUCCUCUACAUCGUCAUAGACAUGCCCGUCUACGUGUACAAGCUGCACGCCGAGAGCUGGCCAUUCGGUGCCACCGUGUGCAAGACGGUGCCCUUCGUGCAGAAGGCCUCUCUGGGCGUCAGCGCGCUGAGCCUGUGCGUGCUCAGCGGGGACAGGUACCGUGCGGUCGCGCACUGGGACCGCCUCCAGGGCGUGGGCCUCUCCCUGCUCACGGCGCUUAAAGUCCUGGCCAUCUGGACGCUGUCGCUGGUGCUGGCGGUGCCUGAGCUCCUGGCCUUCGACACGCUGUCCUGGGAAUACCGCAACCGGACGCUCGACACGUGCAUGGUCAUCCCGCAGACGAGCUUCGUGGAGUUUUACGCCAAAGCCAAGGACUGGUGGCUGUUCGGCUUCUACUUCUGCAUGCCGCUGGCCUGCGCGGCGGUCUUCUACACGCUCACGACCGUCGAGAUGCUCGGGAUGAAGAAGCGAAACCUUGGCAGCGCCAUCGACGAGCACCUCAAGCAGCAACGGGAGGCAGGCAAGGCGGUGUUCUGCCUGGCGGUGGUGUUUGCGCUGUGCUGGCUGCCGCUGCAUCUCAGCCGCAUCCUCAAGAGAACCGUCUACGACGAGAUGGACCCCAACCGCUGCGAGCUGCUCAGCUUCCUGCUCGUGCUGAACUACAUCGGCAUGAACCUGGCGACCCUCAACUCGUGCGUCAACCCCGUCGCCCUCUACGUCGUCAGCGCAAAGUUCAGGAACCGCUUCAAGUUUUACGCCAAAGCCAAGGACUGGUGGCUGUUCGGCUUCUACUUCUGCAUGCCGCUGGCCUGCGCGGCGGUCUUCUACACGCUCACGACCGUCGAGAUGCUCGGGAUGAAGAAGCGAAACCUUGGCAGCGCCAUCGACGAGCACCUCAAGCAGCAACGGGAGGCAGGCAAGGCGGUGUUCUGCCUGGCGGUGGUGUUUGCGCUGUGCUGGCUGCCGCUGCAUCUCAGCCGCAUCCUCAAGAGAACCGUCUACGACGAGAUGGACCCCAACCGCUGCGAGCUGCUCAGCUUCCUGCUCGUGCUGAACUACAUCGGCAUGAACCUGGCGACCCUCAACUCGUGCGUCAACCCCGUCGCCCUCUACGUCGUCAGCGCAAAGUUCAGGAACCGCUUCAAGUCCUGCCUGUGCUGCUGCUGGGCGACAAGCAGACGGCGCUCCAGCAGAAGGCCGUGGCGGCGCCGGGCAGCCCGCUCGGCCGCAGCAACUCCCGCUCCAGCAACAGACGUCGACGUCGCAGCAACACGGCAGGGGGAGCGCUCGCUCGCCAACUGUUGA
Lethenteron reissneri (Far Eastern brook lamprey) is the source of this 1734-nucleotide messenger RNA. RefSeq names its product endothelin receptor type B-like. Gene Ontology annotation, cellular component: plasma membrane. The record is from RefSeq and is a predicted model, not a curated record. Lineage: Eukaryota; Metazoa; Chordata; Hyperoartia; Petromyzontiformes; Petromyzontidae. Gene Ontology annotation, biological process: regulation of blood pressure; vasoconstriction; enteric nervous system development. Gene Ontology annotation, molecular function: endothelin receptor activity.